CCCACACCGUGACCGUCUCUGAAAUCUACAACACACUGUUUACAAGAUGUGGUUUCUUGAAUGUCGGAGUGAAAAGCGCAACAAAAUGAAUGUUUAGAGACGAAUCUAUCCACGUGCGUCCCGCGUGCCUCACUGGUGUUGCUGCUAUCUGCAGCGUUCCUCCACAGCCUGAUAUUCAGUUUACAGACUGCUGUAGAGGGAGAACAUGGACGGGAAUCCUCCAAAGCGGCUCCGCGUUGCAGAAGAGCAUCACACAUUUACAGAUGGUGUCGAGAAGGAGGCGGAAGAGGGCGCAGUGGACGUGAGUAUCAUCAUGCCAGUGCACAACGCUUCCUGCUGGCUGGAUGAGUGUCUGCAGGCCAUCGUCCAUCAGGACUUCGCUGGAUCAAUGGAGCUGUCAGUGUUUGAUGAUGCCAGCACGGAUGACUCCAGGGAAGUGUUGGAGCGUUGGAGGGAGAAACUUGAAGCCAGAGGCGUUUCAUUGCUGAUAUCUGGUCACAGUUCUGCACAACCCAAAGGAGUGGGAUUUGCAAAGAAUAAGGCCAUAUCUCAGAGCCAUGGAGAAUACUUAUGCUUUCAGGAUGCGGAUGACAUUAUGAUGCCAGAAAGGGUUCGCCUGCAGUACGAUGCAUCUCUCCUCCACAAAAACUCCCUGAUCGGCUGCAGAGUCCGGCGGCUGCCGGAAGGAUCCACCGAGCGCUACACCCGCUGGAUCAACACGCUCACGCAGGAGCAGCUCAUCACGCAGGUUUUUACCUCUCAUGGGCCCACAGUCAUCAUGCCCACGUGGUUCUGCUCCAGAAAAUGGUUCCAGGAGGUUGGAUCAUUCGAUGAGGGAGGAAAGGGAGUCCCGGAAGAUCUGCUCUUCUUCUACCAGAGUCUUCGUCGGGGAGGAGGUCUGACCAGGGUGGACGAGUGCCUGCUGGUUUAUCGUUACCAUGACAACGCGGCCACUCACUCAGUCACGGAGGAGACUAUCUGGAGGCUGCGGGUGGACUUUCUGCAGGAGCGGGUUCUCAGUCGCUGGGAGAACGUCACCGUAUGGAACGCCGGGAAACAGGGCCGGAAGCUGUACCGGAGCCUGAGCGCCACCAAUCAGAGGAAGGUCAAAGCUUUCUGUGACGUAGAUGAGAACAAGAUCCACAAAGGCUUCUACACAUAUGAGGAAUCCAAGGAACGACCGAAGCCUAAAAUCCCCAUCCUGCACUACACGGCCGCCGCCGCGCCCUUCAUCGUCUGCGUGAAGCUGGUGAGCAGGGAGCUCGUUUCUGACCGUCCGUCCCUCAGGUCUGUUAAUGGCCGCUAUAACGACAUAAUGACCCAGGGCGUGUGCCCGGUCAGGACAGCGAGGGAGCCGCCAGGGAGCGGGCGGCAGCCUCCGCUUUGAUCACGCCGUCACGUUCACUCGGCGCGUUCGGCGGUUCCAGUUCCAUUUUGACUACUGCGCAGCGCUGGCAGCACUCAGAGUCCUUCACGCAGGCUGUGACGGUGGCAGAUUCGGUGAGAUUAGUGUGUAAUAACACACUCACGCCGCUCCAAUCUGGCUCCAUCACACAGCCAGAUUCACAUCUACGAACUCCACCUCAGGGCUCGACUAACUGCUCAAUUAUGGGAACUGCAGACGUAAUUAGAGACCUGGACUCAAUCAGGAGCUUUCUAACACACACACGCACACGCUCACACACACACACACACACACACACACACACACACACACACACACACACACACACACACACACACACACACCUGGAUUCAAUCACGCAUUUUUUGUGAAAUUAUAUCAAAUUAUAAACAGCAGAUAUAUUUAUUUGAACUUCGCUCGUUGGCUUUGAUUGAACCUAAUUUUUCUGUAGGUGAGUCUGAAUCUCGUCAGUCUUUAUGUAACCUCUGGCUUAACUCUGACAUAUCAAAACACACCCAGCAGAAAGAAGGCCGAGGACAGAAAAUUGCCUUCAUUACGAAGCCAAAUGCCUCAAACUGAUGGAAACGUGUCUUUUAUCCCAAGAAGCUUCAAGUAAUAGCCUUGACUUUUAUUUUUUUUAAUGGUUUUCAGACAGAUGUCUUUUGGAUUUUUAUUUUCUUUCACUGAAAACACAACUUUCUGAUGUGUCUUUGUCAGAUUAUCAGUACCUUGACUGAGAAACCAUGACGGCUGAACAUUAUCAGCUUUAUUUCUGCGGUGUUGCUUCAACAGGAGCCUUGUUCACGCUUCAAACAGAAGUUAACGAUCGCUGAAACACUCCACAUGGACCCUGCUAAGAUUUGAAGUUUGUUGUAAUUCCGGUCUCUCUGCGAUGUUUUGCUGUCCUCUUUCCAGGACAUGACCGGAGGUGUUCUGGAGGCAAAUCUCAACUCGCUGCAGCUGAAGGAAGGAAUCGAUUACUAUCAUUUCAACUAGCGGGUGGCAGCAGUGAUACAGGGAAACACAAAGUGCUCUUUGUUGUACAAAAUGCAGAAAAUCCUGGAUUUUUGUAUGAAAAGCAUUGUUUUAAAUGUAAGUUAUAAUUUUACAAUAAGUUUCCCAUUGUAUUCAUUUUUCACAUCAGUAUUCGGUGAAGGAGUUUAUGGUCAUUGUGCAUUUAUUACA
Messenger RNA from Salarias fasciatus (jewelled blenny), 2590 nucleotides. RefSeq names its product UDP-GlcNAc:betaGal beta-1,3-N-acetylglucosaminyltransferase-like protein 1. Lineage: Eukaryota; Metazoa; Chordata; Actinopteri; Blenniiformes; Blenniidae. The record is from RefSeq and is a predicted model, not a curated record. The transcript has 11 exons. The coding region runs from base 206 to 1387 and encodes 393 amino acids.